AUGCCCCGCCUCGAUGAUGACGACGAUGGAGACGCAUGGAACGAGGUCGAUCUGCGCAAGGUGGCUAAGCAAGAGAUGCUCGACGCCGAGACGUCCGGUUGCUUGCGCCUAACGAAGCUCCACCUUGUGCGCAUGCCGCGCUCGCUGCAGUACCUACCGCACCUUCAAAUCAUCGAUUUGAGCCAGAACGGCCUCACGCGGCUGCCAGGCCAGUGGCUACGGCGGUCCUUCCCGACACUUCACACUCUCCAUAUCGGCGGCAACCAGCUGCACGUGAUGGACGACGUCCUCCACCUCUCUCGGAUGCACCACCUUCGCGACCUCGACAUCUCUUCCAACCCGCUCCCGCUUGUCACCAAUCGUGUCUACCUUCUCGAGGCUCUCUUUCAAGCACCGACGCCCCGGGACGCUACGUACGCGAUCGAGACCGACUUGCAGGCAGCUUGUAUCGUGCCGGACAAGACACGGUGUCCUGCCGUGUACCGGGCGCGCACACUGGCGCCCGUGCCGAGGCGGGAAGGUUUUCCGAUGCUACAAGUGCUCAACCAAGCACCCAUCGUGCUCGACGACGUCGCAGCGGUCGAGCGCGAACUCGGUCGCAAGCUGCGGUAUCCUGCACCGCACACAACGACGGCCAGCGUCGCCGCAGCUUCCAGGCCACCGGCUCGCUUUCUCGAAAUGCGCAAGACGGCCAAAGAAUUGGAGCGACGAAAAUUGGGCUUCAAGACGCUGCCCGCCGUGCGUUCCGUGCCCCGUCUCCAGUACACUGUCGACAGGCUGCCAGAGCCCGUCUCUGCCUACGACGAUCUGCACGACGUUGGUCGUGGACAGGACGGUGGAAUGACCCGCGCUGAGUGUGAAAUGGCUCGACGCGACAUCAAGCUGGGCUUGGCUGUCACGGGUCCCGCCACCGGCGGCGAAUUGCCGCCGGCGCACGAGCCAGUACUCGCCGCGGGGCACUGGAACCACAGCAUUGCAUCGCUGGACGACCUUCAGAAUGACCAGCGCUGCGUCGUGCGCGAAAAAAGCAAGUCGGACUCGACGUUGCAGGACGACCCGCUCGAGUCGGACGUCCUCCUCGACUCGAUGGUGCAGGCCGAGCGCUCCCGCCGCCUUACGCAGCGAACGCUCGAUGUUUUAGCCAACGUGGACGAGGCGACCGAUGCAUCGGAUCCAUUCAGCACAAGCUGUGGCGAUGCGCUGCUGGAUCGACUCAACCACAACUACACGCCUGCUAUCGUCGCAGACAAAUUCAAGGUCACGACAGCGUUUUGUAAAAGGAUUUUUGCUGUUGGCUCCAAGCUCGUGACCCCCGACUUUCGAGACAUUAUCGAGCUCGAGCUUCAAGACACUCGGCACCGCAACACGACGCUCUUAUCGACAACGGACCCUGCGCCACCAUCGCUCGUGGCCACGAUGGAUCUUUCACUCAAUCGCUUGCGCGCCCAGAAUCGCAUUGAAGGCGUCAUCAACACCAUCAACCCCAAGCACGAGAAGCGGCUCAUCCAAGCGCUCAUUGAUUCCGACCAACAAGUGGUCGACGAGCAACUCCGUCGACAGAAGAUCAAGGAACACAAAGACCGUAUGGACAAUAUUGCCCAUCGGGGCCACCGCACGCGCCCCACCAGCGCAACCCCCGCGCGCCACGCGUCGUCAUGGCAGCAGCGCAACAUCACGGCCAUGACGAUGAAGGAAAAAGGUGUGGUUCCUCGCAGCACAGCGCGCAUUAGCGCAGAGCCCAAGCAUCUCGCUUAUCGAACGAUCGAGACGGUCGAGGCGGCCGCGGACGACCACUUGCUCGGCGUCUCAUCCAAAGAGCUCUUGCUGCGCUGCGCCGAGAUCCGCAAGCACGCGCGCGAGUCGUUAAAAGAGCUCGCCAAAGCCAAAACCGACUUUGUGGUGAGCGAGUGCGAGUGGGAAAGCCGGCGGCGCGACCGGAUCGAGCUUCUCAAGCGCAAGGUCCGCGCGUCGGCCUGCGAUGGCACCGAGAUUAUGAUUGGCGACCAAGAAUUCAUCUAUGCAAGCUUUUAAGAAACUCCGUCUACUAACGUCGACUAGAUUGUCUCAAAGCGGGACCGACGCCAGCAAGCGUCCAGUGGACCAGCCAUGCGAGCUAGCAGCGUCGAACGGAGUAGCAUGAGCGUGGCGCCAGAGGAGCAACUAAAGUUUUUGUACCAAUAUAUCUUCUCGAG
This is a messenger RNA of Saprolegnia diclina VS20, 2192 nucleotides long. RefSeq lists its product as hypothetical. Lineage: Eukaryota; Oomycota; Saprolegniomycetes; Saprolegniales; Saprolegniaceae. Bases 1 to 2031 code for a protein of 676 amino acids. The record is from RefSeq and is a predicted model, not a curated record. The transcript is spliced from 11 exons.